AUGGAUGAGAUGGUAUGUUUUAUCACUCAGAAAGAAGGAGAAGAGGAGGCUUUUGUCGAACGCACGUUCAUUCGUGAUAUGACUGGCCGGCCAGUCAAAAUACAGUCGGGUCACAAGUUUACCAAUGACAUAUUGUCUGCAAGGAGAUCGCGAGCUCGACUACUUCAAUCUGAACCUUACGCAUCAGUUCUUCAACAUGCGAAAUCAUAUCUCAACGAAUCUCGAGAGCUUUUUGACAAUGUAUUUUCAACGGGUUCUUCUCACCAGUCACAAAAUUGGUGGAAUGCUGUCACAUCGAAUAGAACGCGAAGGAAACCUAAAAGGCCAAACACUACGAAGUUAUCUCCAUUGAUGAAGCUACCUACCCAUGAUUCCUGUGAUUCGUACGAAACGCGAUCUCAUGAGGUUUCAGAAGAUGCUGCUGCUGAAAUGGAUCUGCUUUCACUCAAAGAGAAGCUUGCAGUCCGGUUACAUCACAUGAAUUUGCAAGUUAGUGAGCAAAUUCAGUUCGAGGAACAUCUGCUCAGAAUAUUCGAGAGGUUUUACGAAUCAUAUAAUCCGAAGGAGUAUCUCAAAACCCUUCUUGACAUGGAACGCGACUUUGAGGAAGGAGACUCAGAAGCAGUCGUUCAACAAAAACGAAUCGAACGGCUUCGAUAUGUGCUCAUGCUUCCGCCAGGUAAAUUGGCUCCAGAGAAGAAACCCGAUUUUGGAGACCAUUGCGGCACGGUUAUCAACAGUCCUGACGAAGUAGAUAUGAAUAAACAUAUGCUG
Cylicostephanus goldi is the source of this 774-nucleotide messenger RNA. Lineage: Eukaryota; Metazoa; Nematoda; Chromadorea; Rhabditida; Strongylidae. The record is from the annotation of a GenBank genome assembly.